Messenger RNA from Spea bombifrons (plains spadefoot toad), 1611 nucleotides. RefSeq names its product zinc finger protein 385C (gene ZNF385C). The transcript is spliced from 9 exons. Gene Ontology annotation, cellular component: nucleus. The record is from RefSeq and is a predicted model, not a curated record. Gene Ontology annotation, molecular function: nucleic acid binding; zinc ion binding. NCBI's taxonomy places the organism in Eukaryota, Metazoa, Chordata, Amphibia, Anura, Pelobatidae. The coding region runs from base 66 to 1568 and encodes 500 amino acids.
AACACUGCACGGGUCCUUAUGUGCUCAGUAAAGAGAAGCAGGCGAGGAGGUGGUUUGGAGAAGUUAUGAAACGUCCAAUGAGCCCUACCUACACGUCAGACUCCAUUGUAUCCAUUCCUGUGGGCCAGAAUGGACAGCCUGAUACCCAAGCGGUUGAUGUUCUGUCCAAGCGAGAGAAGAGCCUUCCGCCGUUCACCUUGUGCGAGGUCUGUAACAUUCAGCUGAACUCCGCCGUCCAGGCCCAGAUCCAUUACAACGGCAAAUCCCACCAGAAGCGACUGAAGCAGAUCCAUAACGGGAAGAUCCCAGCUGCCCACGGUGCCUCAUCACAUGGUGGACCUUUGUUGGCUUCCCUCGGCAUUCCCAACAGACCUCUCCAAACGCACUUUGAUAUCAAGCACUUUCUGACGUUCAGGGUGAAUGGCGUCUCUCCUCUCAGCCUUUUCCCCAACUUUAAUGCUAUGGAUCCUGUACAAAAAGCUGUAAUUAAUCACACGUUUGGUGGGCCAUCUCCUCCAAAAAGGAAACCUUUUAUAUCUUGCAAUAUCUGUCAUCUCAGGUUCAACUCUCUGAACCAAGCCGAGGCUCAUUAUAAGGGUCACAAGCAUGCGCGGAAACUCAGAGCCUUAGAGAGCGCGAAGCACAAACAGAAGCAACAUGGCCGGAGUCGAGAGAGAGCAACGCAGAACACCAAAAGAAGAACAAAUCCUCACAAUGCAAACCCUUCACUCACGACUGCUACAAGUGCCCAAAGCGGCAUUUCUAGCCACGAUGACCUAGAAGCAGAACCCUCUCCUCUGGCUCAGACUCCAGAACCCACCACGACUGACCAUGAAGAAGACUGCUCGUCUCCGGAGGCUGCAGAAAGCCCAGAUGGACCCUUAGACUCCGAAGCUGUAGUACCAGUGACAAACUAUACCCCCGAGAAAGACCCUGAUGACAACUGCGAGACAGCGAAGGAGAGCGAGAAGGAUGCAAAAGGCAGGGAGCACCUCUACUGCAUGACCUGCAAAGUCACUGUGAACUCCGCAUCCCAAUUAGAAGCUCACAACGCGGGAGCGAAGCAUCGGUCCAUCCUGGAGGGACAGAACAUCCACCCGAGGAAAGGGAGAGGCAAAACCCUGAACCGGGCAGCCAGGAAACCAAAACGGAUCGGCAACAAAACCAGUGUUGGGAUUCAGAGCAAGACGUUCAGCUGUCCAAUAUGCGAGAUCCACGUGAACUCCGAGACACAACUUAAACAGCACAUGAGCAGCCGGAGACACAAAGACAGGCUGGCUGGGAAGCCACCGAAGCCUAAAUUCAGUCCGUUUAGCAAGUUUCAGAAGAAUACAGCAUUGGCCACCAGACUGGCCCUGCAGAAACAUCUGACUAAGACUCUGGCGGCGCGCUUCCUUCCGAGCGCCCUCACUCCAGCGACUGUCUGCGCUCUCCCAGGCUCUCUCGCUCUGCGUCCUGCUACGGCCGCCGCACUCUUCCAGACCCCUCUGCUGGGGCCGGCUCUCUUUCGAAGCGCUCCCCCAGCCUUGAGGCCAGCUGCAGCACCCAUCAUGUUUGCUCCAUACUAACCUGGACCCUUAUACAGAACUCUAUGACUACAGAGAGCGCAGC